AUGGAAGAGGAAGCGAUCGCGCUCUCGGCGCUCCAACAUUUCGUGUCGGCCAUGAAGAGCAAGCCGCUGGAAUCGGCAAGCGGGGGCCGCACGCUGUGUAAGUGUGUGUCGGUGCCGGAGCGGUUCUCGCUGGUCUUUUCCAAGGCCGAACGGCUGGUGGUGGACUACUUUGACGGCAUAAACCGCAACACAAAGCAAGGUGUCAUCUCAAUCGUCGAGCAGGUCGAUACGUCGACGUCGCCGCGAACGGAGACGGAGCCGACCAAGCCCGGCCCGCAGCCCCUCAGCCAUCAGGCCAAGGAUCGAUAUAUUCUCUUGCGGGGAGACUCGCUGAGCGUCGGGUUCUACAUGCAGCUCAAGAAGACCUUUGGCUUCAGUGCGGGUGAAUGCCACGAGUUCCUGGGCCACUUGCUGUACGACAUCAUGCAAGGCACGGGCAGGUCGGACUGCAAGCAGUUCAAGAGUAUGACCGGAAUGGACGCCACAUUCUUCAACCUGGCGGCAGACAGUCGGAUCAGCGAGCGAGACGACAACUUUUUGGUGGUGUGUCACAACGCGUUCUCGUUCGAGGCCGAGGCGUGGAGCAAGUCCCAGAAGCGACCCACGCAGCCCGUGUGUGCGAUGAGCGCCGGGUACAUUGCGGGUUGGUGUCAGGAAUCGUACGGCUUCGAGCUCGUGGCCAAAGAGAUAUUGUGUAAAGGAAAAGGCGAUGCGUGCUGCCAGUUCAUCAUAUGUCCGCCGCAUAAGCUGAAAGAACAUGUAAAGAGGUUCGGGGAUUUGGCCAGAGAGGAGCGGAUGGGAACGGUCGAACGCGACCGAACAGAGGAGAGCCAGGUGAGCCCCAAGUCCGUCAGCAACAAGGUCAACUUCCGCGACGACAUCCUAUCGCCACGGUACUCCCCCCGGGGGUCCUCCUUGAUUAUGCACGGAGGACUUGCUUGA
This is a messenger RNA of Acanthamoeba castellanii str. Neff, 942 nucleotides long. RefSeq names its product V4R domain containing protein. The coding region runs from base 1 to 942 and encodes 313 amino acids. The record is from RefSeq and is a predicted model, not a curated record. Lineage: Eukaryota; Discosea; Longamoebia; Acanthamoebidae. The transcript is spliced from 9 exons.